AUGGCAUGUGGGUCAGGAGAUCUUCAGGGCCCUCCACUUGCGUCUGCCAGACUUCAGGAUGUUUUCUACGUUGACGAGACCUGGUUCACGGGCUGUGGUCAGACCAACACGGCCUGCAGGAUGGUUAAGGGGAGGCUGGAGGAGGUAGGCAAGUGGCCAUGGCAGGUGAGCAUCCUGUUCAUGGGCAUGUAUAUCUGCAGCGGCUCCCUCAUUCAUCAGCAGUGGGUCCUCACGGCUGCGCACUGCUUACAGAGAUCCAGGGACCCCAAAAUGUACUCCGUGAAUGUGGGGGCCGAAAAGCUCUCAGAAAACAACACUAAGCUCCAACUUACUCACAUCGUGAUUCAUGAGGAUUUCAGCAACCUCAUAUCCCAGGACAUCGCCCUCCUGAAGCUCAAGGACAUGAUCUCCUGGUCCCCUCUCAUCCAGCCGAUCUGCCUACCCAACCACAAGCUCAAGCCGUCUAUUGGAACCAUGUGCUGGGUAAUUGGGUGGGGACACGUACAGACUAGAGACACCACAAAGGCCGUCCAAAGCCUUCAGGAGAUGGCUGUCAAGAUUGUAAACAAUGAGGUCUGCAAUAAAAAGUACCAGUACCUCUUCUUAAAGGACCAAAAGAAGUUCAUCGGGCAGGACAUACUGUGCGCCACUGCUUACUGGGGCCUGGAUUCUUGUCAGGAUGACUCUGGCAGCCCCCUUGUCUGCCAGAUGAACAAGACCUGGAUUCAGAUGGGGGUGGUGAGCUGGAGCUUUGGCUGCAGCCAAAGUCGCUUCCUUGGCAUCUACACCAGCACCUCCUACUUCACCCAGUGGAUCAAGAGACAGGUCAAGGAAAUGAAGUUCACCAGUGGGGCUAGCUCUGCCUUUCUGAUCCCAGUCUUCCCCACUGGCUACGUCCUGCUGGUCUCCUUGGGCUCCCUGUGGCUCUUGUGAGCAGUGUUUCCAGUGUGGUGGUCCCUGCUGUCU
Condylura cristata (star-nosed mole) is the source of this 966-nucleotide messenger RNA. It is a transcript of the gene PRSS46, whose product is annotated as protease, serine, 46. The record is from RefSeq and is a predicted model, not a curated record. The transcript is spliced from 5 exons. Bases 1 to 933 code for a protein of 310 amino acids. Gene Ontology annotation, biological process: proteolysis. Gene Ontology annotation, molecular function: serine-type endopeptidase activity. NCBI's taxonomy places the organism in Eukaryota, Metazoa, Chordata, Mammalia, Eulipotyphla, Talpidae.